AUGGGUUGUGGAAGUUCUGAUGUUAGAGACAAUAGUAAUUCUAAUGAAAAUACAUCUAAAGGAGAAAGUAAGUUUAAGAAGGAACAUGAAUCAAAAUAAAACGACCAUAAUCAAGUGGAUGGAUAUUUCAGAGAAGAAAAAUAAAAAUAAGAAAAGAUGCUCACAUUACCAAGGGAGGAUAGACACUUUAAAGAGGAUGGGCAUAAUUUGGAUCAAAAUAAAGAAAAGAAAUAAUCUAAUAAACCAACGAAAGCUGCCUUUUGA
This is a messenger RNA of Paramecium octaurelia, 264 nucleotides long. The record is from the annotation of a GenBank genome assembly. Lineage: Eukaryota; Ciliophora; Oligohymenophorea; Peniculida; Parameciidae.